Molecule: messenger RNA, 282 nt
Organism: Metarhizium acridum CQMa 102
Lineage: Eukaryota; Fungi; Ascomycota; Sordariomycetes; Hypocreales; Clavicipitaceae
Source: RefSeq, a predicted model, not a curated record
AUGCACAAGUUACGCGUUCUUUACCGUGACGCGGAACCACGUAACAUUCUAUACAAUACAACCAGUCGUGAGCUCAUGGUUGUGGAUUUUAAGCGCGCCGAGUUCCACGGUCGCCGGCCCUUAGGUUUAAUUGGCCCUAAUCAGAGCCGGAAGAGGAAGCGUGGAGUAGUACAGAAACAAAAGAAGGAUGACUUUGCGCGAGAGCUGGAGUCCGCUACGACAGGGGCAUCAAGUUGUGUGGCGAACUUGCCCAGUCCUUCAGAAAUCACGUCGCAGCUCUAA